Messenger RNA from Fusarium sp. VM40, 1797 nucleotides. Lineage: Eukaryota; Fungi; Ascomycota; Sordariomycetes; Hypocreales; Nectriaceae. The record is from the annotation of a GenBank genome assembly.
AUGUCAGCCUCAAACUACAAUACCCCUCCGUGGGCCGAUGCCUACGCUUCGGGCCAUGGCUCUCUUUGCGAGAGGCCGAGCCCUUUAAGAAUUGUGAAAUAUGACAGCAACAAGAACAAGGAUAUGCGGCAUACAAUGGAUCAACCAAGGUGCGGUAGCGCCAAACAUAGGCAGACAGUUCAGGGAGACGGAACACUCACAGUGGCCAAGAGGCGAAAGGUUGACCCAGAACGAAUGGCUCCAGACAAAGAGAAUUUGGGUAUCCUUCAGCAUGACCAGAUUCUGAAAGAAAAGGGUAGCCAAAGCAUGUACGAGGCCAACCACUGGGCACAACAUGAUAGAUUAUCUCCACGUCCCGAGGCCACACCGUUGUCCCAGCUAUCCGUCAAGAAAACAAGGCAAACACACACCUACGCGAGGGCACCGUUCGAACAGAGUUACCCAUCGCUAUCUUUAUCUGCCAAUACUUUAUCUGCUGCAUAUUACACGCGCCGUCCUGUGAAGGCGCGCCCGCCUUUGACCAACAUAUAUGACGGGGCCACUAUGUUUGAAGAAGAGGCAAAGCCGAUACUUCAUAUAACAGACCAAGAAGAGAUACUCUUACGCCCCAAUGAACGCCCUAACAAAUCGACAGCGAUCUUCAAUGGCACGAGACAGCCGAGGCUAGUGCAUUUGAUAACGCCGCAUGUCAGCAUCACACCGGAGGUGACUGCUCUUGAGAAGGGUUGUCACUUGUUUUGGGCAGCGAUCGAAAUUUCCGUUGCGCCUUGGCUUUCUCCUGGGAAGAUGGACCGAUCUGAAAACCACGGAGAGCAGCCUGGUCUAUCCACGGAUCUAGCUUGGUUACCAAAUCAUGACCAAGAGAUAGAAGACACACUCGAAGCUGGCGGUCUCUUUGAUAUGAACAUAGAGGUCCUUCCAACAGAAGAUUCAUCGAUUGUGCGCGUUCUUUGCGAGCAAAAUUUCCCCAUUAAACGAAUGGGCACGGGAUCAAGCGUUUUUCUUCUGGUACAAGUGCAAGUUCAUGUUGCAAGGGACAUACGAAAAGGGAGGCAAGCGUGCUCCCAGUAUGAUUCCGACUGCCUUAUAGAAGCGCUCGAAGCGGAGCUUGGUGAUUCAACCGUCAGCUACAUGACGGGUGUCACAAAUGCGAGAGAGGCAGUGAGGCAGAUUGCAGCUAUGAACCACGCCCUCAAGGAUCCAAAGCAAGUGCCCUGGUUGAUAGAAAGCCAAACGAAGGAUGUUGUACCAAUAACAUCUUUGCAGACGACUUUGGAUAACAAACCUACCCCUCUUAUCCCUGUGAGAAAUGCAAGUCUUCAGCGCAGUCACAAAGAGAACAGACUUAAUGAUGCUAUGACGGCCUCUUGUUCCCACCAUGAGGCAAGACUAAAAUCAUCCAGAUGUGCCAGUUAUGUGUCGACCUCUGUAUCGAAGCAGAGCUACGAGGGUCCGCUGGCAAUGAGGAGUGCCAGGGGUACAGGGACGAACAGUUCAGCUUCUACACAAUCAAGAGAAGCAGAAUACACAGGCGGUGAAGUUGAUGCCUGCGAUACUAAGGGUAGAAGAACCUUUUCAGGUAGAUCCGACAGCAGUGUGCUAUGGAAGAGGCGGUCCCUUGGGGCCGAGACUCUCAGGGGCCUGUUUCCUCUAAUGACGGGCCUGUCAGCAGCAACCCGGAAUCAGGGGACUGAGCGAGGACCUUCGCGGGAUGCAGAAGAAUCUCGACCAUUGUCACCAACGCGCAGCAGAGGCAAAAAGGACGCAAGCAGAUGGGGAUGGGUGACAUGGUUCUAG